AUAGACGCUAAUUGCCACAACACUAAUUCCUGUACCAAAUAUAAGCUAUACUUUAACCUACUACAACGCAAGAUUGCUAAAUAUAAGAUUAACGCUAAGCACACGUACAAUAUAGAUAAGAAGGGCUUCAUAAUUAGGGUUACCUUAAGAACAAAACACGUGUUUAGCAGGCGUAUGUGGGAGAAAAAGGAGGUUAAAGCAUUACUUCAAGAUGGCAAUUAUGCCUACAUC
Didymella exigua CBS 183.55 is the source of this 231-nucleotide messenger RNA. RefSeq lists its product as uncharacterized. Lineage: Eukaryota; Fungi; Ascomycota; Dothideomycetes; Pleosporales; Didymellaceae. The transcript has a single exon. The record is from RefSeq and is a predicted model, not a curated record. The annotation marks the transcript as partial.